This is a messenger RNA of Penicillium digitatum Pd1, 2460 nucleotides long. RefSeq names its product OPT oligopeptide transporter family. NCBI's taxonomy places the organism in Eukaryota, Fungi, Ascomycota, Eurotiomycetes, Eurotiales, Aspergillaceae. Gene Ontology annotation, cellular component: plasma membrane. The record is from RefSeq and is a predicted model, not a curated record. Gene Ontology annotation, biological process: transmembrane transport. Gene Ontology annotation, molecular function: oligopeptide transmembrane transporter activity.
AUGGCAGACUCAGAAAAAGAUGGUCGUCUCUACGAAACCACACCAGUGGGCCCCUUCGACGUGGAGAAAGUCCAGCCGGUUGUUGAAGUCUCUGAUGCAGAUCUCUCAGAAAUGCUGGACACCCUGCGCGAAACUAUCAAAGACCAUGAGCUGGAUCCCAACUUCCCCACGGAGAUCCUCAACUCGGCUCGUGCUGCACUGCGAGAGACACCCGACAAGUUAGAAACAGCCCGUCUGCAGGGUCUUAUAGCUGAGAUACAGGCUGAACGUGAUCUUCUGCUGAAUGAUUCACCCUAUGCCGAAGUUCGUGCGGUUGUCGACAAUACCGAUGAUCCCUCAACGCCGGUCAACACCUUCCGUGCUUGGUUUCUCGGUAUUAUCUUCACAAUCUUGGGUACUGGGAUAGAUCAAUUCUUCUCUCUGCGGUAUCCCGGAAUUUAUCUCUAUACUGUCGUUGCUCAGUUGCUGUCCUAUCCAUGUGGUGUGUUCCUCGCUCGAGUUCUACCCACCACCACCUAUACUGUCUGGGGAAGAAAUUUCAGUCUUAAUUCGGGUCCCUUCAACCAGAAGGAGCACAUGCUCAUCUCCAUCAUGUCUAAUGUUGGAUAUGGAGGCCUCAAUGGAACAGCCUACGUGACCUACAUCUUCCAGGUACUCAAACUGGAGAUGUUUUACGGCAUGAAGGAACUGGCCGACAGCGCAGGAUUCCAAAUUCUGCUGACUCUAUCUACCCAGUUGAUUGGCUACGGAUGUGCUGGUAUCACACGUCGAUUCUUAGUCUACCCUCCUGCCAUGUUGUGGCCCAAGAACCUGGCCCAGAUUGCUCUCAACCGAGCCCUGCACAACGACGGCAGAUCAGAAUCAAUCCACGGAUGGACGAUGUCUCGCUAUCGAUUCUUCCUGUACUGCUUUUGUGGAAUGUUUGUCUACUUCUGGUUCCCCGACUACAUCUUCCAAGCCUUGUCUUACUUCAAUUGGAUGACUUGGAUCGCGCCGGAAAACAUCAAACUGGCUAUCAUCACUGGCUCAAUUGGUGGACUAGGAUUUAAUCCCCUCCCUACCUUUGACUGGAAUGUUAUCUCAUACGCCUGGGAUCCAGUUGUCACCCCAUUCUUCUCCUUGCUGAACUCUGUGAUCGGCAUGGCGCUUUCUGGCCUUGUGAUCAUCCUGCCUGUUUACUUCUGCAAUGCGUGGAAUACUGCCUAUCUGCCCAUCAACAGCAACGAUGUCUUUGACAACACCGGCAAUAGUUACAACGUUAGCCGUAUCCUCACCUCGAAAUUUACCCUCGACGAGAAGGCCUACGAAGUGUACGGCCAAGCCUAUCUCUCUGCCGCCAAUUCAGUCCUUUACUCCGGCUUCUUCGCCAUCUACCUCGCAACUAUUGUUUACGCGGGACUCUACUACAGACGAGAAAUCAUGACUGGCUUCCGUGCGGUACUCAAGUGGUCGAGCGCUCGAGAUGAGUACCACGAUGUGCACAACCGCCUCAUGCGUGAGUACAAAGAGGCCCCUGAAUGGUGGUACUUGAGUAUCCUAGCCAUCGCGUUCAUUAUGGGGUGCGUUUGCUGCAGUAUCUAUGACACCGGAAUGCCGAUCUGGGGAAUCGUCGUUGGUUUGUUGCUCUGUGUUUUCUUGCAGAUCCCCAUUGGAAUCAUUCUGGCCGUCACUAAUGUUGAGGUCACCAACAACGUUAUUGCCGAGUUUAUCGGUGGCUACGCUGUGCAAAACAACCCAAUCGCAAACAUGAUCUUCAAGUCAUAUGGUUACAUCGCAUCCGCACAGUCAAUUCAGUUUGUUGCUGAUCUCAAAUUGGGUCAUUAUAUGAAGAUCGCUCCCCGCACACUGUUUGCCGCCCAGACUAUUGCCACUGUCGUUGCUGCAUUUGUGUCGAUUGGAGUCAACGCCUGGCAGAUGAACAACAUUAAGGAUGUUUGUUCUUCUGAUCAAUCAUCCAAGUUCACAUGUCCUGAUACUCACACAUUCUUCACGGCAUCCGUUAUCUGGGGAGUCAUUGGCCCUGCACGCAUCUACGGCAACAAUGGCAUCUACCACCCUCUGGAAUGGGGAUUCCUUGCUGGCGCUCUUCUCCCCGUCCCCUUCUACUUCCUCGCUAAGUGCUACCCCAACUCUUGGGUCCGCUUUAUUAAUAUUCCUCUUAUCUUAUCUGGUAUCCUUUGGUGGGCCCCGUACAACUUCACCUAUGCUUGGCUGGCUCUCGUGGUUGGAUUCGGUGUCAACUACUACGUGAAGGGCAGAUAUGAAAGGUGGUGGCAAAAGUAUGCCUAUGUGCUUAGUUCCUCGUUCUCCUGCGGGAUUGGUAUUGCGGGUCUGGUGAUCUUCUUUGCUGUCCAGUUCCAUGCUGUUGAUAUUAACUGGUGGGGCAAUACCGUGUCGUAUGCUGGUUGCGAUAAUAGUGGCUGUCCCUUGCUGCCACUUCCUGAAAAUGGGCAUUUCUGA